This is a messenger RNA of Grammomys surdaster, 2505 nucleotides long. It is a transcript of the gene Tmem26, whose product is annotated as transmembrane protein 26. The transcript has 6 exons. Lineage: Eukaryota; Metazoa; Chordata; Mammalia; Rodentia; Muridae. The record is from RefSeq and is a predicted model, not a curated record. The coding region runs from base 1 to 1101 and encodes 366 amino acids.
AUGGAGGGGCUGGUCUUGCUCAAGGCCCUGGUCACCCGGCUGCUGUUCCUCUUGCAUUCCCUGGUCGCCGUCUGGAGAGUGACCUGGGUGAAGGAAGAACACCGUUACUGGCUGCUGGCCCUGCUCAACGUCUUGCUGGUUCUGGAGACAGUGCUAACCCUCAAGUUCAAGCGAGGCCGAGGCUACAAAUGGCUUUCUCCGGCCAUCUUUUUGUACCUGAUCAACAUCAUGCCGUCCCUGUGGCUCCUUGAAAUGCACCAUGGAAACCAGUAUUGCAGCGCCCAGUCUGAGAGAAUGGCACAGAACUUCAGCAGAAGAGGAGAUGUCAAUCAAACCCUGUCAUCCCACAGAGCCACCAAUGGAAUGGGGAAUAUCCUUGAGCUGGCCAGAGGCUUUGUCGACAACAUAUCCAUGGUAUGCGAACCGGUCUGGACCUUAGGACUUCACCAGACACUCCUGCUAAUAUUAAUCAUUGGACGGUGGCUUCUCCCCAUUGGAGGCACCAUCACUAGAGACCAACUCUCAGAACUUCUUCUGAUGUUUGUGGGGACGGCGGCUGACAUACUAGAGUUCACUACUGAGACUCUGAAGGAAAAUGAUGUCAGAAAUAACCCGGCUCUGGUCUCUGGCAUUCUUGUGGUGUGGACCUGGAGUAUGCUUCAGUUUCCCCUUGAUCUGGCAGUCCAGUUGAAACUUGUAUGCCCUUCCUCAGUGAAAGCCAGGGGCUUCCUUAGGGUUUUCCUGUGUCAGUACAGUGCGGAUCUAUGGGCCAUUGGCCUCAGCUUCUUCAUCCAAGAUGGUCCCUUCCUCGUUGUGCGCCUCGUCUUGAUGAUCUACUUCAAAGUGAUCAACCACAUGUUGGUGUUUUUUGCUGUGAAGAAUUCCCUAGUGAUGGCUCUGCACUUCUACCGGCUUGUGGCUUUGAUCAUAGCCACGCGUGACUUCAUGCAAGAUCAUCCAGAAAGCCCCAAAAGGGUGCACAGUGGCCCAGACCAGCUCUCUGAGAGCGGGCCCAGUGAGUGGGAGGACGCCUCCCCGGAGGCUCUGCCUUUGGGAACCUCACCUGUCACCUCUGAGGAGUCUUACCCGACGACACCUUAACUAUUGUUUCCAACAUGGAGCCGCGAGGCUUGACUCAUUCACUUCUUACCAGCCAUAUUUGCAUACACCACUUUUAAAGGAAACAAGAUGAGAUGAUCUUGUAUCAAAGCCAAGGUACUGCUCUAUUUUUUUCAUCUGAGUGGAAGGAACUUUGACGACAAGUGGCUGUCGCUACAACCUCCUGCUCUGGUAGCGGACAUUACACUGCUCCGAGAACCAUUCUAAGUGAUUGGUUCAUAUUGAACUGCUUGAAACAUUGUAGACAGGACAUCGUAGCACACCCACCAAAGAUUUAAGGCAGACAUUUGCCAACCCCUCCCCCAUCCCUUGCUCUCCCCAGUUGCCUAAUAGUACAGAAGUUUUUGAUUGGUUGGACUAUGUCACUCUCUCCUCCGAUGUUUUCUGCAAUGUCCCUGUGACAUUUUUUUUUUUUUAAAAAGUGCAUUUAGUGAAUGCUGAACAAAGGAGAGAAAAAUGCUUUUAAAAUCAACUUGCCGUGGGCUGGAAGCUAGGAACUAAUGCUGCCCAGCUUCCUCAGUGCAGAAAAAUAGCUGUGGUAUCUGCAUAGGCCUUUACAGGAAUCCCAUUCUUCUGGACCAAGGUGAGAGUCUAUCAUGGUUCGUGUGUUCUUAGAGCAUCCUUACGGCUUUGGGUUUGAGUAGCGCAAAGUUUACAGCAAGCCACCUGGGUUCUAGCAGCUUUGUAGCUAGGAGAUAUCAGUGAGACACCUGCAAGUCACACUUUCUACAGAUCCAUUGGUAUUUGAAUACCCAGUUACCUUUUUCUGCCUUAUCGAGGUGCAUCAUGGAAUCAGGACUCAAGGAGCACUAGCAUGCACUGAGGAAGGUGUUUGAGGCCCCUUGUGUUACCAUGGUUUCUGGUGGCUGCCAGCAGCCACAGCAGGAGCAGCAACAGUAACAGAGAGAGGCAUGGGUCCUGGAAAAUGCCAUCCCUGGCCCCAGCUUGGUUUCAAGAACAAGUUGGUGGAAGGUGGUGACAGUCUCGUUCCUCCUGGGAAUCAUAGUGGCUUCAUUUCCCACUAAUGAAUUAGUUUUUCUCUUCCACAGCUCUGUAAAUCCUGGGUGGAAGUGACUCCAAACCUUUGAAAGUGACUCUUGCUUUUAAAUACAUGGUGAAAAUGUGACUUGGUAAUCUGUGAAACAACUCUAAAUUUCAAUGUUAGAAUUUAAGGCAUCAGUCGAGCCUUGCUAGAAUCCCCAAGAACUCAAAGACAUUUAUUCAGAAAACUUCCUAAAUUGGAGGCAACCAUAAGACAAUUAGUUGGGACAAUGACUUUUUAAAGAAAAAAAUCUAUGAAUUUCUGGUAUGGUAUGGUAUGGUAUUUACCCACCUUGUUUGAUAACAAGUUUUAUUAAAAAAAAUCUAUUUUAUACAAAGCUUUAA